Messenger RNA from Colletotrichum graminicola M1.001, 657 nucleotides. Its product is annotated as kinesin motor domain-containing protein. Gene Ontology annotation, molecular function: microtubule motor activity; microtubule binding; ATP binding. The record is from RefSeq and is a predicted model, not a curated record. Lineage: Eukaryota; Fungi; Ascomycota; Sordariomycetes; Glomerellales; Glomerellaceae. Gene Ontology annotation, biological process: microtubule-based movement; mitotic spindle organization. The coding region runs from base 1 to 657 and encodes 218 amino acids. The transcript is spliced from 3 exons.
AUGUUUGCAUAUGGCCAAACAGGUUCCGGCAAAACAUUCACCGUCAGCGCUACAGAAAAGCUGGUUGCUCAGUCAUUGAUGGACGGAAAUCUUGAGGGCGAACGAAAAGUGUAUGCGUGCAUCAUUGAGCUGGCGGGCAACUCCUCUUUUGAUCUAUUGAAUUCCCGCAAGCCUAUUUCCAUCUUGGAAGACUCUUUUGGCGUCACGCAGCUUGCCGGACCCAUGGAGUUCGAGGUGACUGAAGCAGCCACCUUGCUUGACCUAAUCGACAUAGCAGCGAGUUUUCGUCGUACUGCAUCCACUCUGAAGAAUGAUGCAUCGUCACGAUCUCACGCCAUUUGCCGGAUCCACAUCGAAAACCCAGAAAUUCCAACGGCCGAUGAUGGAAUUUUGUAUCUUGUCGAUUUGGCAGGGUCUGAAGCCGCUCGAGAUGUGGCCAACUACACCGCUGACUGUAUGAAGGAGGCUUGUGAAAUCAAUAUGAGCUUCUUCCUCACCAAGAUUCUCAAGCAUGUGUUUGAUCCCGCUGGCCGGCGAAGUUGUAAAACUGUAGUUGUGGCCUGUGUAAACCCUAGUCUUCUAGAUGCUGGCGCUGGUAAGAACACACUGAAGUACGCCGAGAUGCUACGGGUACUCCUGCCUAAGACAAAAUCUUAG